Messenger RNA from Tuber aestivum (summer truffle), 533 nucleotides. NCBI's taxonomy places the organism in Eukaryota, Fungi, Ascomycota, Pezizomycetes, Pezizales, Tuberaceae. The record is from the annotation of a GenBank genome assembly.
AUGUCGCAGGCGCAAACACCCCAACAACGCAGGGCAAACGAAAAGUUCGCCAAACGCGAGGAGGCCAAGCGCGGUAAGCCCGAGAAGGCGAUCAAGAAGCAAACGUUCAAGUCGCCGAUUUCUCAGGGUUGGUUGAGUAUGUCGCUUUCCUUCUUUCUUUCUCUCUCUUGCGCGCCCUACGGCAGGGUGUACGGUACGUUACGACUAUUAGUGCUGACGGACGUGGUGACUGCAGUCGUUAUCGGAUUCGCCGUGUUUGGAGGUAUCGUUUUUGAGCUUAUUCGGAUGUUCUUUUGAGUAGGAUUUGUGGAUUGGGAGAGUUUGGAGAGGGAGGUUGGAGAAAUAUUUGUCCCCCCCCGGAUAAGUCCGGUUCAGGGCGUGUGUGUGUGCCUGGUGUCUGCGCUUUACGCGAUCGUUGCUGGUCUGUGUGAAUAGGUCGUGACGGGGGAGGAGAGGAGGGAAGUGUGUAUGUGUCGUGGGUUUACAUCUUGUUGUUCAUCGGGUUAUUGAAAUCUAUGCACAUGUUAGGUUGA